Molecule: messenger RNA, 3653 nt
Organism: Sesamum indicum (sesame)
Lineage: Eukaryota; Viridiplantae; Streptophyta; Magnoliopsida; Lamiales; Pedaliaceae
Gene: PXY
Product: Leucine-rich repeat protein kinase family protein
Biological process (GO): protein phosphorylation
Molecular function (GO): receptor serine/threonine kinase binding; protein kinase activity; ATP binding
Source: RefSeq, a predicted model, not a curated record
GAGAGAGAGAGAGAGAGAGAGAGAGAGACAAAGGUGAAAUACAGAAGAAAGCAAAAGAAGAACAAACUGGGACUUGUUAUUGUGUGUAGUUGCUGCUGCUGCUGCUGCUCUUGUAAGAGUUUGGAAGUUAGAGAUGAUGAAAGAAUAGCAUAGCACUAUUACUUAGUAUAAGAGACACUAGUUUUGUUUUCUUUCAUUCUUCUCUCUCUCUCUCUCUCUCUUCAUGCCAAAAACCGCAGCCCACUGAGAGAAUUGGUAAUCAUCAUGAAACCCCCUUUGCACCAGAAAAGCAAAUCCAACCAUCAAAACCUUCCCCACCUUAAAUUUACUUCUCUUAACACAUCACAUUUCUCAGUCAUUUCCACCACCAAAAUCCCAAAACCAUGAACAACCCUUUCUCCCUCUUCCUCCCAGUAGCAUUCAUCUCUCUAUUCUUGAUCCUUAUUGGAGCAUCGUCAUUAGUUGUCUCCACCACCACCGCGGUGGAGGUGGCAGCCGCCUCGUCUCCUCCUCUCCAACUUUUGUCGCUUCUUUCGAUAAAAUCGUCCCUCGAAGACCCUCUAAACACAUUCCAUGAUUGGGAUCCUACAACAGCAUUUUCCAGGCCCGGAUUCCAGCCCGUCUGGUGUUCAUGGCCCGGCGUAAAGUGCGACCGCAGAACAAACCAGGUUACGAGUUUGGACCUGUCGGGCCGUAAUCUUUCGGGCAGCAUACCGACUGAUAUCAGAUAUUUGUCCCAUCUGCAUCAUUUGAAUUUGAGCAAGAAUUCCUUUGUUGGCCCUUUACAGGCUGCUAUUUUUGAACUGCCGAACCUCAGAAUACUCGACAUCAAUCACAACUUUUUCAAUUCAAGUUUUUCACCUGGAAUCUCUAAGCUCAAGUCUCUCACGUUUCUUAACGCUUACAGCAACAGCUUCACGGGCCCGUUACCGGAAGAGCUCAUCUACCUCAGGAAUCUUGAGUACCUCAACCUCGGAGGCAGCUACUUUGAAGGAGAAAUUCCUUCAAGCUAUGGUAAAUUUUCCAAGUUGAAGUCUCUGUACUUGCAUGGGAAUUCUCUGACGGGCCGGAUUCCAGCUGAGUUAGGCUUCUUGAAUCAGCUCGAACAUAUGGAAUUGGGUUACAAUUCAUAUAACGGCGGACUGCCUGCUGAGUUUGCAAGCUUGUCAAAUUUAGUAUAUCUUGAUAUCUCAUCAGCAAAUCUGUCUGGAAAUCUUCCAGCUGAGUUGGGAAGAUUGAGGAAGCUGGAGAUACUGUUGCUCUUCAGAAACAAUUUAUCAGGGUCGAUUCCGGUGAAUUGGGUUCAGAUGGAAUCAAUACAGAUUCUUGAUUUAUCAGAUAAUAACCUGUCAGGUGAAAUUCCUGGUGAAUUCUCAGCUUUGAAGGAGCUAAACACAUUAUCCUUGAUGAACAAUAACUUGACAGGUGAAAUUCCAGAAGGAAUUGGUGAGCUUCCCAACUUGGAAGUCUUGUCUUUGUGGAACAAUUCCCUUUCAGGAAGUUUACCUCAAAAACUCGGCUCCAACGCUAAGUUACAACGUCUUGAUGUCUCUACAAAUUCCCUCACGGGCCCAAUUCCUCCGAAUCUUUGCCUCAGCAACAAGUUGAUCAAACUCAUGCUCUUCUCGAACCAAUUUGUGGGUGAGAUCCCUUCUUCCUUAGCAAAUUGCACGGCCUUGUCCCGUUUAAGGAUUCAAAACAACAGCCUCAACGGCACGAUACCGCUUGGAUUUGGCUCCUUGCCGAAUCUCACUUACUUUGAGUUAAGCAAGAACAGAUUAUCGGGUCCAAUACCGAAAGAUCUUGGAAAUGCAGUGAAGUUGGAGUUCUUGAAUAUAUCAGAAAAUCCAUUCAAUUCCGAGCUGCCUGAUAACAUUUGGAAUGCUCCGAGUAUACAGAUUUUCUCAGCAAGUUCUUCAAAUCUCAAUGGCAAGAUUCCAGAUUUCAUCGGUUGCAGAAGCUUUUACAAGAUUGAGCUAGACGGAAACAAUCUCAGUGGCAGCAUUCCAUGGGAUAUUGGCCACUGCGAGAAGCUGAUUUGCCUGAACUUACGCAGGAAUUCUCUGACAGGAAUCAUACCCUGGGAAAUUUCAGCACUCCCUUCCAUUACAGAUGUUGAUUUAUCGCACAACUUUCUCACAGGAGCCAUUCCUUCGAAUUUCAACAAUUGCAGCACUUUGGAGAACUUCAAUGUCUCAUACAAUCAGCUGACGGGCCCUGUACCCUCAUCGGGCUUAGUCUUUUCAAGUCUUCAUCCAUCUUCAUUCUCCGGGAAUGAAGGGCUUUGUGGCGCAAUUCUCAAUAAAACUUGCCGGACGGAAACGCCGGAAGCCGGGGCGAUGGACGUCCCACGGCAGCCCAAGAAGACCGCUGGGGCCAUUGUCUGGAUCAUGGCGGCAGCAUUUGGUAUCGGGCUUGUCAUUUUAAUCGCGGGCAGCCGAUGUUUCCGCGCCACAUACGGCCGUAAAUUCGCCACGGACCGGGAUGUCGGUCCAUGGAAGUUGACUGCAUUUCAAAGACUAAAUUUCACGGCUGACGAUGUGCUAGAGUGUCUCAAUAUGACCGAUAAGAUCAUCGGAAUGGGGUCCACAGGAACUGUAUAUAAGGCCGAGAUGCCCGGUGGCGAAAUCAUAGCGGUCAAGAAGCUAUGGGGGAAGCACAAGGACACAAUCAGGAAACGAAGAGGAGUCUUAGCCGAGGUCGAUGUCUUAGGCAAUGUUAGACAUCGUAACAUCGUGAGACUAUUAGGUUGUUGUAAUAACAACCAAUGCACGAUGCUGCUGUACGAGUACAUGCCUAACGGGAGCUUGGACGACUUAUUACAUGGCAAGAACAAGGGUGACAAUUUGGUGGCCGAUUGGGUAAUCAGGUACAAGAUUGCGCUAGGGGUAGCGCAAGGGAUAUGUUAUCUCCAUCACGACUGUGACCCAGUAAUCGUCCAUCGUGACCUGAAACCAAGUAACAUACUUCUGGAUGCUGAAAUGGAAGCACGUGUGGCCGAUUUUGGAGUCGCUAAGUUGAUACAAAGCGACGAGUCAAUGUCCGUUAUUGCUGGAUCCUAUGGCUACAUCGCCCCAGAAUAUGCGUACACAUUGCAAGUUGACGAGAAGAGUGACAUUUACAGUUAUGGGGUGGUGCUGAUGGAGAUCCUAACGGGGAAAAGGUCGGUUGACGCUGAAUUUGGAGAUGGGAACAGCAUUGUGGAUUGGGUGCGGUCGAGGAUUAAGACCAAGAAUGGUUUGAGUGAUGUGUUGGACAAAAAUGCUGGUGCGUCGUGUGCUUCAGUAAGGGAGGAGAUGAUGUUGCUCCUUAGGGUUGCCUUGCUUUGCACGAGCCGGAACCCUGCCGACCGGCCCUCGAUGAGAGAUGUUGUGUCGAUGUUGCAUGAGGCCAAGCCCAAGCGGAAGCUGCCCGGGACCGGUGGAGGGGCUGGCAGUGACGGUGUGGUUGAUGGUGGAGAUUUUCUCGAGCCACAAAAACCGGUGGUGGAAUGUUAAUAUAUUUGAAUUUCAGGGUUUAUCUUUUAUUUUUGAGUUGGUUUUGGGUUUUUAUUUUUCUUUUUCGGAAUUUUUAAGAUUAUGGGAAUUGGUAUAGAAGAAGUUGAUUUAACGUUUCGAUUUUAUUAAUGAAUUGUUCUAGUGUUUACAUAUUUA